Messenger RNA from Aplysia californica (California sea hare), 1410 nucleotides. RefSeq names its product sulfotransferase 6B1. Gene Ontology annotation, biological process: sulfation. The transcript has 3 exons. The record is from RefSeq and is a predicted model, not a curated record. Gene Ontology annotation, cellular component: cytoplasm. Gene Ontology annotation, molecular function: sulfotransferase activity. NCBI's taxonomy places the organism in Eukaryota, Metazoa, Mollusca, Gastropoda, Aplysiida, Aplysiidae. Bases 175 to 1146 code for a protein of 323 amino acids.
AUCGCUCUCUUCAGCUGUCUGUUGCAACUCUCAUACAUGUUGCAUGUUAGUGUUAGGCUUACACAUGCUUGUCCCACUGCGAGCAUUCGUUCACUUGAGUCUUGAGGCCCGGACAGUUGCUUGUGUGUGUGUGCAUGCAUGUUUAUAUCGAGAUCUAACAAGUGAUUUUCAGGGAUGGGUCUUCUGCAAAGGUUCAAGAGCUUUUUGUACCAGCAGAUGGUCAAAUAUCAAGUGAUUUUGUAUCUACUGCCAAUGUUGCAGCCAUUUGCAAAAUAUUUCGCUGGUACUGGAAGUAAAGGUAAUCACAGAAUAACUGAUAAGAGUGGAAAAUCCUUUCCAGUUUGCAAGCUCAACGGAAAAUUGUUCCCUGCUUUUGGGUUAGGGAGACUCCAGACGAUCCCCGACGUCAGUAUCAGACGAGAUGACGUAUUGCUUGGUGGCUACCCCAAGACUGGGUGCCACUGGGUGCACGAGAUCCUCCACAUGUUGGUCAACGGGAAAUCGGAGCUCACCAAAUAUGGAAAAGGGCUAGGUGGAAUGAUUGACGCUAUCCCAGACAUCAUCCUGGACUCCCUGUCUUCACCACGUGUGCUCAAUUCUCACAUGCUGUAUGACGAUCUACCAAAAGGUGUUAAAGAGCACAGAACAAAAAUCGUCAUCACCGUAAGAAACCCAAAAGACACAGUUGUCUCGUUCUACAACCAUGUUCGUAACCUGGAGGAGUUCUACACUUACACGGGAGAGUUCAACGACUAUUUUGAUCUUUGGAUUGAGGGAAAUGUGGACUACGGCUCAUAUUUUGACUUUUACCUGUCUUGGGACGAGUUGCUCAAGAAUCCAGAGAGGCACCCUGUGCUACUUGUGAAAUAUGAGGACAUCAAAGCUCAACCCAUGGAGAAUAUCAAACGCAUAGCGCAGUUCUUGGAAGUUGACGUCACAGAUGAAUUCGUGGCCGAGAUAGUGGAGAAAACCAGCUUCAAUAGCAUGAAGUCCAAGAGGGCUAAGGACAUGUCAGCAAAGCUUUUCCGCAAAGGCAAAGUCGGUGACUGGAGAAACUGGCUGAGUGAGGAACAAAGUGAAGCAAUCGACAAACAAUGGCAGAAGAAAAUGCAGGGGUGUAUUUACCAACCCCACUAUAAUGAGUGACUGUCUGCAAGCUUGUGGACUUUUGGUAGACUUGCUCAGUGGCAGAGUGUCGUAAUUUUGAUUCUCUGAAUGGUUCUUGUAAUGGUACAUGUGUUGUGUGAUUGACGGAUGGUCGAGAGGUUAUGUUUGCCUCUCACUCAAUAGGUCCUGGGUUCGAAUCUGGAUAACGAUGGACUUUCUUUCUCUAAAAUCUUCUCCUUUCACCUCCUUUCCUGCUGUCUAAAAUUGUUCUGUCGUCUGCAUUCGUCUCCACUUUCUGCCUCC